AUGCAUCCGAUUGAUUAUUGUUUAACUCGUAGUUUCCUUUGCAGAAAAUCCCGCAAUCUGAGCGAGAAGAAGCGGCGGGAUCAGUUCAACUCACUGGUCAACGAUCUGAGCGCUUUAAUAUCGACCUCUAGCAGAAAGAUGGACAAGUCCACGGUCCUCAAGUCCACCAUAGCCUUUCUGAAGAACCAUAAUGAGGCCACGGACCGCUCCAAGGUUUUCGAGAUACAACAAGACUGGAAGCCCACGUUUCUGAGCAACGAUGAAUUCACCCAUCUAAUGCUCGAGUCCUUGGAUGGCUUUAUGAUGGUCUUUAGCAGCAUGGGCUCCAUCUUCUAUGCCUCGGAAAGUAUUACCUCUCAGCUGGGAUAUCUGCCGCACGACCUGUACAACAUGACCAUCUAUGACCUGGCUUACGAGAUGGACCACGAGGCACUGCUGAACAUCUUCAUGAAUCCCACGCCUGUGAUUGAGCCCCGGCAGACGGACAUCAGUUCUAGCAACCAGAUCACUUUCUAUACACACCUGCGGCGCGGGGGGAUGGAGAAGGUGGAUGCCAAUGCCUACGAACUGGUCAAAUUUGUGGGUUACUUUCGCAACGAUGCCAAUAUGUCGGCGGGCUCUAGUUCUGAUGGCUCCAAUGGCGGCGGCGGGAACGGACUGCCUGCUGUCUUGCCACGAAUCUUCCAGCAGAAUCCCAAUGCCGAGGUGGACAAGAAGCUGGUUUUUGUGGGCACCGGCCGCGUGCAGAAUCCCCAAUUGAUCCGCGAGAUGAGCAUCAUUGAUCCCACGAGCAACGAAUUCACCUCGAAGCACAGCAUGGAGUGGAAGUUCCUGUUUCUCGAUCACCGCGCGCCGCCGAUCAUUGGCUAUAUGCCGUUCGAGGUGCUGGGCACCUCGGGUUACGAUUACUACCACUUUGACGAUUUGGACAGCAUUGUGGCGUGCCACGAAGAGCUGCGACAAACGGGCGAGGGAAAAUCCUGCUACUACCGAUUUCUAACCAAAGGCCAGCAGUGGAUCUGGCUGCAGACGGACUACUAUGUGAGCUACCACCAGUUCAACUCCAAGCCGGACUACGUGGUCUGCACCCACAAAGUGGUCAGCUACGCGGAGGUCCUCAAGGACAGCCAAAAGGAGCGUACCAAGUCCAGCAGCGGCAGCAGUCAAAACAAUGGAAACAGCAAGGUUGUGGCCUCCACGGCUAACAGCAGCAAAUCCGUCUCCGCCACCACAACCCUCAGGGACUUUGAGAUGGGCAACCAGAACUUGGACAGUGCGUUGCUGGGCAACAGCCAGGCCAAUCUGGGCAAUGAGACGACGGCCACAUCACCCACCGUAGACUCGUCGCCCAUGUGGUCGGCAUCAGCGGCUCAGGCUUCCGGCUCCUGUCAAGUGAAUCCCCUGAAGACAUCACGACCUGCCUCGAGCUAUGGCAAUAUCAGUUCCACGGGGAUCUCCCCAAAGCCCAAGCGAAAGUGUUAUUUCCACACCAGCCGGGGAAAUGAGUCCGAUUCCACUUCCAUUUCGGCGGAUUCUGUUACCAGCAGGCAGUCCAUGAUGACGCACGUCAGUUCGCAAAGCCAACGGCAGCGAUCGCAUCACCGUGAACACCAUCACAGUCAGUCGCAUCAUAACCACCAGCAGCAGAGCCAGCAGCAGCAGCAACAUCAACAUCAGCAGCAGCUGCAGCACCAACAGCUGCACCAGCAACUGCAGCAGGGCGUAGGUCCGCCCAAGAUGGUGCCCAUUCUGCCGAUUGCUCCUGCCCAGCUGAUGGCCAACAAUGCAUGCCAGUUCCCUCAACCCGCCUACCCACUUGCUAGUCCCCAGUUAGUGGCGCCCACGUUCCUGGAGCCACCGCAAUAUCUUACCGCCAUACCCAUGCAACCGGUGAUUGCGCCGUUUCCGGUGGCGCCUGUGCUUUCGCCGCUGCCAGUGCAGGCACAGCAGGACCUGCUGCCCGACACCGUCGUGAUGACGCCCACGCAGAGCCAGCUGCAGGAUCAGCUGCAGCGUAAGCACGACGAACUGCAAAAGCUGAUACUGCAGCAGCAGAACGAGCUGAGGAUAGUCUCCGAACAGCUGCUUCUGGCCCGCUACACAUACCUGCAGCCCAUGAUGCCGAUGGGAUUUGCAACAACGAAUAUGGCGGCCACGGCCAUGGGAAAUAUGGGAUCAGGAAGUGGUCAACGUGGGCUGAACUUCUCCGGUAGUAAUGCAGUGCAGCCGCAGUUCAAUCAGUAUGGUUUUGCGUUGAAUUCAGAGCAGAUGCUGAACCAGCAGGAUCAGCAGAUGAUGAUGCAGCAACAGCAGAAUCUGCACACACAGCAUCAGCACAAUCUGCAGCAACAGCAUCAGAGUCAAACGCAACUACAGCAACACAAUCAGCAACAGCAGCAGCAACAGCAACAUCAGCAGCAGCAACAGCAACAACAGCAGCAGCAGCAACAAAUGUUGCAGCAGCAGAAUGAUCUAUUGUCGCGCGAGGAUAUCGAUGAUUUAUUUCUCAACUUGUCACCCCUGCAAUCUCUGGAUUCUCAGUCCACACUCAAUCAGCUAAAUGCUGGCUGCAACAAUAAUAGCCAGAACUACAAUGGUGGCAACAGCAGUCAGAAUAAUGGCAAUCAGAACAACAACAACGGCAGUUCGAAUCCCCCGCAGAACAACAACGAGGACUCCCUGUUGUCCUACAUGCAAAUGGCCACCGAAUCGAGUCCCUCCCUCAACUUUCACAUGGGCAUUAGCGACGAUGGCUCGGAGACCCAGAGCGAAGACAACAAAAUGAUGCACAGCUCCAGCAGCAGUCAGUUGCAGCAGCAACAUCAGCAGCAGCAACAGCACCAGCAGCAAAUGAUGCAGCAACACCAGCAGCAGCAGCAGCAACAGCAGUCAAACAACUUCUUCAGUUCGAAUCCCUUUCUCAGCAACAGUCAGAGUCAGAACCAAAAUCAGUUGCCCAACGAUCUAGAAAUAUUGCCCUACCAGAUGUCCCAAGAGCAAUCACAGAAUCUAUUCAACUCGCCGCACACCGCCCCCGGCAGUAGUCAAUAGCCCGUGCAGGUCCUUAAUGUAUAUAACUCUCUGUAGAUGUAGGCCCCCGCGUAUUAUGCUAGAAAUUAAUCAAGUUUGGCCUCUGGCUCUCUUUAUCAUCGACCCUUCUCCUGUAUUGGUGACCGAGAACUAGUUGUAGAUCUCAACAGACUGAG
Drosophila kikkawai is the source of this 3206-nucleotide messenger RNA. It is a transcript of the gene Clk, whose product is annotated as circadian locomoter output cycles kaput protein Clock. The record is from RefSeq and is a predicted model, not a curated record. Lineage: Eukaryota; Metazoa; Arthropoda; Insecta; Diptera; Drosophilidae. Gene Ontology annotation, biological process: circadian regulation of gene expression; regulation of transcription by RNA polymerase II. Gene Ontology annotation, molecular function: RNA polymerase II cis-regulatory region sequence-specific DNA binding; DNA-binding transcription factor activity, RNA polymerase II-specific; protein dimerization activity. Gene Ontology annotation, cellular component: CLOCK-BMAL transcription complex; cytoplasm; nucleus.